UCGCGUGUUGGGCGGUGCUGCCUCGGCUUGGCUCCGCUGGGCUCGGGCUCCGGCUGGCGCUUCUGUGGGGGUGGGCGGCGGGGAUGACAGCGCCUGCGGCACGGAGCUGAGCGAGCCGCGAGCGAGUCGAGGGAAGAGAAGGAAGUGGAGCCGCCGCCCGGAGCUCUGUAGUCAGCUGCCACGCUGAGUCCGGACCUGAGAAGACUUCCUCGCCGGACUCCGGCCGCCGCGGCUCCGCGCCCCUAGCCGGAGCCCUGCCCCGCCUGCCCUACCUCUGGGUUCCGCGCUGGGACGCUCCCGGCCCCGCGGUCCAGGGCUUUGUGGGCGGGACGCCGCGAACCCCCAGCGCUGAUCCAGCGCACCAGGGCGGACGCUCGUGGCCCACCAUAAGUGUCCGUGGUUGCGGGCUCGUCCCAGUCCCUCCACAGUGUGUGUGGGAUCCCCCAGCCUUCCGCCCGGGGUUGGUACAGGUACCCCAAGCCCUGCGCCCCCACUGCUGAGUGCAAAGGAGCCUGGACGCCCCCAGCUUCUGGUUCCCCGAGACCCGAAGAAGCCUCAGCUGCCUUCGACCCGGUGCUUCGGACUUGAGACCGUGCGAGCGCACACGAAGCCCCGGCCAGCGUCAGCGUCCGGUGAGAGGUCCCAGACCUGCUAGCCAGUCGGACUGAACUGCACCGGGAUGGUGCUGUGAGCAGGAGCUGCCACCUUCUUAACGCCCCAGGCGAGGGGCUCCGCGCGUGCCCGGAAGAGAACACACAGGGGCCCCGUCUGCCCCGGCCGCGGGCGAGAGCCGAGAGCUGCAGGGACCCCGAGGCCUGGGGGACCAGGGUGCCAGUUCUGAGGUCCUAAAGCAAGCGAGUGGUGGAGGCAGAAGUACACCUCAGCAAACCUUGCCAAACAUCCUGGAAGGUAUCUACUCCCUCUCCCUGGACCAGCCAGGGGCCUCCAUGGGCGCCUGAGGGCUGGGCACCAGGGCUGCGGGCACGAGCAUGGUGAGACACCAGCCCCUGCAGUACUAUGAGCCGCAGCUGUGCCUCUCCUGCCUCACAGGCAUCUACGGCUGCCGCUGGAAGCGCUACCAGCGGUCCCAUGACGACACCACUCCGUGGGAACGCCUCUGGUUCCUGCUCCUCACCUUCACCUUUGGCCUCACACUCACCUGGCUCUACUUCUGGUGGGAAGUGCACAAUGACUACGAUGAAUUCAACUGGUACCUCUACAACCGCAUGGGCUACUGGAGUGACUGGUCUGUGCCCAUCCUCGUGACCACAGCGGCUGCCUUCGCUUACAUCUCAGGGCUCCUGGUCCUGGCACUCUGUCACAUCGCCGUGGGACAGCAGAUGAACCUGCACUGGCUGCACAAGAUAGGGCUCGUGGUCGUGCUGGUGUGCACGGUGGUGGCCCUGUCGGCCGUGGCCCAGCUGUGGGAGGAUGAGUGGGAGGUGCUGCUGAUCUCCCUGCAGGGCACAGCACCACUCCUGCAUCUCGGGGCCCUGGCUGCUGUCACCGUGCUCUCCUGGAUUGUGGCAGGACAGUUCGCCCGCGCAGAGCGCUCCUCCUCCCAGAUGGCCAUUCUCUGUACCUUCCUCACCGUGGCGUUUGCCCUCUACCUGGUCCCUCUCACCAUCUCCUCUCCGUGCAUCAUGGAGGAAAAGGACCUCGGCCCCAAGCCUGCCCUCAUUGGACACCGUGGGGCUCCCAUGCUGGCCCCAGAGCACACACUGAUGUCCUUCCAGAAGGCCCUAGAGCAGAAGCUGUAUGGAUUACAGGCUGACGUCACCAUCAGCCUGGAUGGUGUGCCCUUCCUCAUGCAUGACGCUACCCUGCGGCGCACCACCAACGUGGAAGCAGCGUUCCCCGAGCUUGCCCGCAGGCCUGCCUCCAUGCUCAACUGGACCGUCCUGCAGAGGCUCAAUGCUGGCCAGUGGUUCCUGAAGACGGACCCCUUCUGGACGGCCAGCUCGCUGUCGCCCUCUGACCACAGGGAGGCCCAGAACCAGUCCAUCUGCAGCCUGGAGGAGCUCCUGGAGCUGGCCAAGGGCAACGCCACACUGCUGCUCAACCUGCGUGACCCGCCCCGAGAGCACCCCUACCGCGGCAGCUUCCUCAACAUCACAGUGGAGGCCUUGCUUCGCUCGGGCUUCCCCCAGCACCAGGUUAUGUGGCUGCCUAACAGACAGAGGCCCUUUGUGCGGAAGGUGGCUCCUGGCUUCCAGCAGACAUCAGGCUCCAAGGAAGCAGCCACCAGCCUGCGGAGAGGCCACAUCCAGUGGCUGAACCUGCGCUACACUCAGGUGUCCCGCCAGGAGCUCAGGGACUAUGCAUCUUGGAACCUGAGUGUGAACCUCUACACAGUCAAUGCGCCGUGGCUCUUCUCCCUGCUGUGGUGUGCGGGCGUCCAGUCUGUCACCUCCGACAACUCCCACACCUUGUCCCAGGUGCCUUCCCCUCUCUGGAUCAUGCCCCCGGACAAGUACUGUCUCAUGUGGGUCACCGCCGACCUGAUCUCCUUCACCUGCAUCGUUGGCAUCUUCGUGUUCCAGAAGUGGCGCCUGGGUGGCAUACAGAGUUACAACCCUGAGCAGAUCAUGCUGAGUGCCGCAGUGCGCCGGACCAGCCGGGACGUCAGCAUCAUGAAGGAGAAGCUCAUCUUCUCAGCAGAGAUCAGUGAUGGCAUGGAGGUCUCCGAUGAGCUCUCCGUAUGUUCAGACAACAGUUACGACACAUAUGCUAACAGCACGGCCACCCCUGUGGAGCCCCGAGGGAGUGGCAGCCGAGCCAAGACCCUCCUAGACCAGAGGAGGCGUUAGCUGAAGACCUGUCUGUCCCAGCCUGCACUUGACAUGGAGAUCAGGGAACCCAAGAGUGCUGGCAGAAGCGCAUCUGGACUUGGAGUGCUCAGGGAGCUGGCUCCACAGCUGCCUCGUUGGCCCCAACUCCUGGCCAGCCAUGGUCUCUCUCGGAGGUGGCUCCCCUCUCCCCUGAGGCCCAGCAGGACCAGGACUCCAGACUCUCACAGGCCCCUGCAGUGCUGGGAUACCUCCUGGGAAGUUGAAGGCCUCAGGCCUGGUCCUCCCUCUGAGGCCCUCCCUUGAGCAUCCUGACUUGAAAACUUCAGUGGGUCACUGGGCCAUGCCAUGCCCUCCAGGGCAAUGGAAGAUAUGAAUGCCCGAAUGUGUCCAUCCUCCUGUCUAUGCUGUGAGGCAGCCGACUUCUCUGUGUUUCUCCUGCCUCAUGGACCUGGGCUGAGUCCUGCCCCAGCAGCUCUGCUCUUCACAUCAGACCCAAAACAAGGAGGUUUGGCCCAGGAGGACAGCCUGCUGCAGUGGAGGAGACCCUCCCCCGACCAGCCUCCCACCACUGCUGGCCUUGCCCCAGGAGAGGGCCUGAGCCGUGUCCGCUGGAGUACCUGGAGAUGGCCAGAAGAGACUCAGGGCUUCUCAAUCCCAGGCCCUGGGACAGUGGCCCUGGAGGUCCAGAUUACAGGCUGACACCACCUCAGGUUCCCACGUCAGAGGCCAUAAGGCAGGGGCCACCUGGGAAGAGUAUUCUGGGCAGGGUCAAGGGUGGGUGUAUUGCCAAGGAGGGCUACAGUGGAGGGAGCCUGAGGGGCCUUGGCCAAGAUGAUUAAAGCUGCCAUCUUGA
Molecule: messenger RNA, 3645 nt
Organism: Manis pentadactyla (Chinese pangolin)
Lineage: Eukaryota; Metazoa; Chordata; Mammalia; Pholidota; Manidae
Gene: GDPD5
Product: glycerophosphodiester phosphodiesterase domain containing 5
Exons: 17
Coding region: 990-2810 (606 amino acids)
Biological process (GO): lipid metabolic process; positive regulation of neuron differentiation
Cellular component (GO): plasma membrane
Molecular function (GO): glycerophosphodiester phosphodiesterase activity
Source: RefSeq, a predicted model, not a curated record